This is a messenger RNA of Arachis duranensis, 3247 nucleotides long. RefSeq names its product plasma membrane ATPase 1. Lineage: Eukaryota; Viridiplantae; Streptophyta; Magnoliopsida; Fabales; Fabaceae. The coding region runs from base 209 to 3079 and encodes 956 amino acids. The transcript has 22 exons. Gene Ontology annotation, molecular function: ATP binding; ATP hydrolysis activity; P-type proton-exporting transporter activity. Gene Ontology annotation, biological process: proton export across plasma membrane; regulation of intracellular pH. Gene Ontology annotation, cellular component: plasma membrane. The record is from RefSeq and is a predicted model, not a curated record.
AUUUGAGACACACACCAAAACCACCACCUUUCUCUCUCUCUCUCAUUUUAAAAUAUACGCCUGCCACUUCGAGACACUUUGGACACAACACCAACCAACCCUCUCACUCUCACUUCAAACUUCUUAUAUUAUGUAAUUCAUAAGACUUGGAUUUUAGACAGAGCUGAAGAGAGCUAGAAGUUUCUGUGUUUGGCUAAGGAAAAAAGAAAUGGCCGAUGAAGGUGACGCCAUGCAUGCUGUUCUCAAGGAAGCUGUGGACUUGGAAAACGUGCCAAUUGAGGAAGUUUUUCAGACUCUAAGGUGUGACCAAAAUGGUCUCACAACAAAGGCUGCUGAGGAGAGACUUGGUAUCUUUGGCCAUAACAAACUUGAGGAGAAGCAGGAAAGCAAGCUUCUCAAGUUUUUGGGAUUCAUGUGGAAUCCUCUUUCUUGGGUCAUGGAAGCUGCAGCAAUCAUGGCGAUUGCUUUGGCAAAUGGAGGAGGGAAACCACCUGAUUGGCAAGACUUUGUUGGGAUUAUUACACUUCUGCUUAUCAAUUCGACUAUAAGUUUUAUAGAGGAGAACAAUGCUGGUAAUGCUGCCGCUGCUCUCAUGGCUCGCCUAGCGCCUAAAGCCAAGAUCCUUCGAGAUGGGAAAUGGGUUGAGGAGGAUGCCAGUAUCCUUGUUCCGGGUGAUAUAAUUACAAUUAAGCUUGGGGAUAUUAUCCCGGCAGAUGCCCGUCUCCUUGAAGGUGAUCCAUUGAAGAUUGACCAGUCUGCACUAACCGGCGAGUCGCUUCCGGUCACAAAAGGCCCUGGUGAUAGUGUUUAUUCAGGGUCUACAUGCAAGCAAGGAGAGAUCGAAGCUGUUGUUAUUGCCACUGGAGUUCAUACCUUCUUCGGCAAGGCUGCUCAUCUGGUUGACUCUACAAAUCAAAUUGGCCAUUUUCAAUCGGUCCUAACCGCGAUUGGGAACUUCUGCAUAUGCUCAAUUGCUGUGGGAAUGAUAGUGGAGAUCAUUGUCAUGUAUCCAAUUCAGCAUCGAAAGUAUCGCCCUGGGAUAGACAAUCUGCUUGUGCUCCUUAUUGGAGGAAUUCCAAUUGCCAUGCCUACUGUUUUGUCAGUGACAAUGGCAAUUGGAUCCCAUCGCCUAUCUCAGCAGGGUGCUAUUACUAAAAGAAUGACAGCAAUAGAAGAAAUGGCUGGCAUGGAUGUAUUGUGUAGUGACAAAACCGGAACUCUUACGUUGAAUAAACUAACAGUUGACAAGAAUCUUAUUGAGGUUUUCGCUAAAGGAGUUGAUGCAGAUAUGGUGGUUCUCAUGGCUGCUCGCGCUUCAAGAGUGGAAAACCAAGAUGCUAUCGAUACGGCUAUUGUAGGGAUGCUGAGUGAUCCGAAGGAGGCCAGAGCUGGUAUUCGAGAGGUUCAUUUCCUUCCGUUCAAUCCAACUGACAAAAGGACUGCUCUGACUUACAUAGACAGUGACGGUAAGAUGCAUCGUGUCAGCAAAGGUGCACCGGAACAGAUCUUGAAUCUUGCACACAAUAAAUCAGAGAUUGAGCGAAGAGUCCAUUCCAUCAUCGAUAAGUUUGCUGAGCGAGGAUUACGGUCUCUUGCAGUAGCUUACCAGGAAGUUCCUGAAGGAAGGAAAGAAAGUCCAGGAGGGCCGUGGCAAUUUAUCGGACUCAUGCCUUUGUUUGAUCCGCCUAGACAUGAUAGUGCCGAGACAAUACGCCGGGCAUUGAAUCUUGGAGUAAAUGUUAAAAUGAUAACAGGUGAUCAGUUAGCUAUAGGAAAGGAAACAGGGAGGCGUCUCGGAAUGGGAACCAACAUGUAUCCUUCGUCGGCAUUAUUGGGCCAGAACAAGGAUGAAUCAAUUUCUGCCUUGCCAGUUGAUGAACUCAUUGAAAAAGCUGAUGGAUUCGCCGGCGUUUUCCCUGAGCACAAAUAUGAGAUUGUGAAACGUUUACAGGCGAGGAAACACAUAUGUGGGAUGACUGGUGACGGUGUUAAUGAUGCCCCGGCGCUUAAGAAAGCAGAUAUUGGAAUAGCUGUUGCUGAUGCAACCGAUGCGGCUCGUAGUGCAUCUGACAUUGUUCUAACAGAACCAGGUCUAAGUGUUAUUAUCAGUGCUGUGUUGACCAGCAGGGCAAUAUUCCAGAGGAUGAAGAACUACACGAUUUAUGCAGUUUCCAUCACAAUCCGUAUUGUGCUUGGCUUCAUGCUACUUGCUCUCAUAUGGCAAUUUGAUUUUCCACCAUUCAUGGUGCUGAUUAUUGCUAUCCUUAAUGAUGGCACCAUUAUGACAAUAUCUAAGGACAGGGUAAAACCAUCUCCAUAUCCAGAUAGCUGGAAGCUGGCAGAGAUAUUUACUACCGGAAUCAUUCUUGGCGGUUAUUUGGCUAUGAUGACAGUUAUCUUCUUUUGGGCAGCAUAUAAAACAGAUUUUUUCCCUAGAACAUUCGGGGUGUCGAGUCUUCAGAAGAAGGAUGUGGAUGACUUCAGAAAGCUUGCGUCGGCGAUCUACCUACAAGUUAGUACAAUUAGCCAGGCUCUCAUCUUUGUGACACGAGCACGGAGUUGGUCAUAUGUGGAGCGUCCGGGUUUGUUUCUUGUAUCAGCCUUUGUCAUUGCCCAGCUGAUAGCAACACUAAUUGCGGUUUAUGCCAAUUGGAGCUUCGCGGCAAUUGAGGGGAUUGGAUGGGGUUGGGCUGGUGUUGUGUGGCUAUAUAAUCUCAUCUUUUAUAUUCCACUUGAUUUCAUCAAGUUCGUUAUUCGAUAUGCCUUGAGUGGCCGGGCUUGGGAUCUUGUUAUUGAACAAAGGAUUGCUUUCACAAGGAAAAAGGAUUUCGGAAAGGAAGAACGUGAACUUAAAUGGGCGCAUGCACAGAGAACUCUUCAUGGACUUCAUCCGCCGGAGACCAAGAUGUUCAGUGAACGUACAACUUACACUGAACUUAAUCAAAUGGCUGAAGAGGCUAAAAGACGAGCAGAGAUUGCCAGAUUGAGAGAACUGCAUACACUGAAAGGCCAUGUUGAGUCAGUGGUUAGACUGAAGGGGCUUGACAUUGACACAAUACAGCAAGCAUACACUGUGUGAUAGCAACCAAAUAUGUGUAAGGACAAUUUUGUCCUCCAUCUCCAUUGAGUGCUAGACAAUUUUUGGUCUAUCUAUGAUCUAAUAGUUUAGAUAGAUUGUGUUGGGUGUGAGACUACUUUUUGUGCACACAAAUUUCUGAUGUUGAUUAGCUCUAUAUGCUUAUUUGUA